AUGAACCGAUCUCCUCAAAAUAUACCUCCAAUAAAUUGUGGAGUAACAAAUUAUGAAACAACUAGGCAAAGUACACUUGAUGGCAUUGUUGAAGUUAGAAAAAAAGUGUACAAUGUUGAUAUUGAUAAACAAACUUUAAUUGAUGGAUGUAUUAUGCUGGUGACAGAUAACGGACGACCACUGUCAAUUCUAUCCGAUUGUGGACUACGGACCAUUAUCGACCCUAUUAUAAAAGAAAUUGGAUCAACGUUGAGUAAAAAACUAGUUUUUUUAAAGAUUGACUGUGUAACACGUUUGAACAGAAGUAUAAUUGGGAUCAACUGUCAAUUUAUUAAUGAUGGAAAAAUCAAAAUUGUGACUCUGGGAAUGGCGGAAUUAUUAGAUAGACAUACUGGACAUUAUUUAAAACAGCAAGUAUUACUUGUAAUGGAAAGAUACAAAAUAAGUCCUGCACAAAUAUACUCCAUAAUUUGUGAUAAUGCAAAAAACAUGGUGAAAAUUGACUUAUUCAAUAAAAAUUCUGAAAAUAAUGAUGAACCAGUUGAUGAUACUGAUGAAAAAAAUAUUUCCAACCGGGAAGACAACGAUGAUGUUUUAUUACAAAAUAUUCAAGAUAUGAUAAGUACAUCAGAUAUUGAGAUGGGACCAUUAACCACAUGUAUGAGAUGUGCAGCAGUGAAAAUUUUAAGAACACAAACAUACGCAACCUGGUUGAAAAGGGAAGGAUUAAAGCAGGCAAUUUUGGACAUUGAAACUAGGUGGAAUAGUACAUUCAAUAUGUUGUACAGACUUAUAGAACUCAAACAAUUUUGUGUGACUAAUGAACAAAUAAUCUUAUCUUCUAAUGAUUGGAAUUUGGUUGGAAAGAUAUUAACUCCUGGUGAUGUAUAUGGUAUUUGGUUAAAGACUCAAAUGUCUUUAUCAAAGAUAAAUAUUCCACUCUCAAAAACAUCAAUAAAAAAUAUGGCUGAACGACAAAAACACAUUUUUAUGAAUCCUGUAUUUGAAUCAGCAAUUUAUCUUGAUCCACGCUAUCAACAUUUAAUGUCUGUUACAUCAAAAACCAACACUGUACUUCAUUUAGUGAAUACUUAUAAUUUAAUGAAAAACAUAAAAAAUAAUAAUGAUACAGACGAUACAGUCCAAGACCAAGAUACUGAUGAAUCUACAACAGAAAUUAGUGAAACUACUAAUGAAAAUAUAGAAACAGGAUUGGAGGAAAAUGAUCCUAAUAGUUUUCAAUUAUACUUGCAAUCACUAUCACAAGGUGUACCUUCAUCAUCUCAAUCUUCUUCAUCUAACACAGAUACUGUUUCUAUUUCAAUCUCGUCACUCCUGAAUUUAUAUUUCAACCAACCUAUACUACCACAUACAGAAACUAUUUUGUCUUACUGGGAAAGUAAAAAGUUUGAAUGCCCUGAACUGUAUGCUCUUUCUCAUGGGGUUAUAGCUUUUCCUACAACACAGGUAUCAGUAGAACGCUCAUUUUCGUCUCUCAAGUUUGUGUUUAGAGAUUUAAGAUCCAGAUUGGGCUCAGAACUACUGGAGAAAAUAAUGUUGAUACGAGCAAAUAAAUAA
Rhopalosiphum padi (bird cherry-oat aphid) is the source of this 1578-nucleotide messenger RNA. RefSeq lists its product as uncharacterized. Lineage: Eukaryota; Metazoa; Arthropoda; Insecta; Hemiptera; Aphididae. Gene Ontology annotation, molecular function: protein dimerization activity. The record is from RefSeq and is a predicted model, not a curated record.